This is a messenger RNA of Brugia malayi, 282 nucleotides long. RefSeq lists its product as uncharacterized. The transcript has 3 exons. NCBI's taxonomy places the organism in Eukaryota, Metazoa, Nematoda, Chromadorea, Rhabditida, Onchocercidae. The record is from RefSeq and is a predicted model, not a curated record. Bases 1 to 282 code for a protein of 93 amino acids.
AUGUCAAAGCUGAUAGUGUUUCUUGCUUUCAUCAUAUGUUGUAAUCGACAACAAAACGCUCAAGCAGGAGCAAGAGCAGCAGCAGCAGGAGCAGCCGCUGAAGUUGUCACAAAUUAUAGAGCUGACAAGUUAUGGGAUGAUGACUUAUUAAUGGAGACAAUGCAAGUAGAAGAAUCAACACUGACGAAUUGUGACACAAUGAAAGAUGGAAGAUUAUUUGUUCUGGAAGAAAAACCGUUGUUAUUGAUGACAAAUACUGUUAACUUGAUGAAAUGGAAUUAG